AUGAAGGAAGCUAUUGUCCACCCCGGAGUCAAGGUCGAGAUCGUCGACUCUCCCAUCCCGACCCCCAAUGACGAUCAAGUCCUCAUCAAAGUCGUCGUCUCAGGAAGCAACCCCAAGGACUGGAAGCUGCCUGAUUGGACCAAGACGGCCCGCAACGAAGGCGACGACAUCGCGGGAGUCGUCGAGAAGGUCGGCGCCAAUGUGACCGAGUUCAAACGCGGAGAUCGUGUGGCCGCUUUCCAUGAGAUGAUGCAGCCGCACGGCAGCUAUGCCGAGUACGCCAUCGCCUGGGCGCACACGACCUUCCACAUCCCCAAGGACACGACUUUCGAAGAAGCCGCCGCCAUCCCGCUCGCCGCCAUGACAGCCGCAGUCGGCCUGUACCUGCGCCUCGAGCUCCCCGAGCCCUGGCGCCAGCCCGCCGAUCCGCCCACCCGCCCCACGCCGCUCGUCAUCUACGGCGCCGCCUCGGCCGUGGGCUCGUACGCGAUGCAGCUGGCGUCGCGCUCCAACAUCCACCCGCUGAUCUGCGUCGCCGGCCGCGGCGCCGCCCACGUCGAGCGCCUGCUCGACCGCUCCAAGGGCGACGCCGUCGUCGACUACCGGCAGGGCGGCCCCGGCGUCGUCGCGGGCAUCAAGGCCGCGCUGCCCGCCGCCGCGCCGCUGCUGCACGCGUUCGACGCCGUGUCCGACCAUGGCAGCUACGAGCAGCUCGGCGAGUGCUUGGCGCCCGGCGGCAAGAUCACGCUGGUGCUGCCGGGGAAGCAGUACGACGGCUUGGCGCAGCAUGUGGUGAAGACGGUGACGAACGUCGGCGCUGUGCACGGGGAUGCGAAGGAGUUUGGUUUCGUGUGGUUCAGGCUGUUUGGGCGGGGCUUGAAGGAGGGUUGGCUGACGCCGCAGCCGCAGGAGGUCGUGCCGGGAGGGUUGGGGGGCGUGCAGACCGCCUUGGAGAAUCUGAGGGACGGGAAGGCGAGCGCGGUGAAGUAUGUUUUCAGGAUCGCGGACACGGAGGGGGCUGCGAAGCUGUAG
Molecule: messenger RNA, 1032 nt
Organism: Diplodia corticola
Lineage: Eukaryota; Fungi; Ascomycota; Dothideomycetes; Botryosphaeriales; Botryosphaeriaceae
Product: alcohol dehydrogenase-like protein
Exons: 3
Coding region: 1-1032 (343 amino acids)
Molecular function (GO): oxidoreductase activity, acting on NAD(P)H
Source: RefSeq, a predicted model, not a curated record